AUGGCUUCUUCGGCGCAGUCUCCCUCGCCGGUACGAGCUCCGCCGCACGUAUUGGCUCUCCUGGAUCGACUGCACGCGGCGUCUCGCACGCAGGAAGACGCGAUCCAACCCGCAGAAGUCGAGACGCAGGGGUUCGACAACUACAUGAGGGACAAGUUCAUCGCGCUGGACCGCGACAAGGCCGAGUUCGUGUACCAGCUUUGCGGGGCCAUCAAUGCCAAAAACGUCGUCGAGGCCGGCACCAGCUUCGGGGUUAGCACCAUCUACCUCGCGCUCGCCGUGUCGGCGAAUGUCAAGAAUGAUGCCGCGGGAGGAAAAGGAGUGGUCAUCGCGACCGAGUACGAGAAAGCAAAGGCCGACAAGGCCCGUCAGCACUGGAAGGAGGUAGGGGAGGAUAUCACGGGCUGCAUUGAGCUGCGCGAGGGCGACAUUCGCGAGACCCUCAAGAAGGAUUUACCCGAGAUCGACCUGCUUUUGUUGGACAUCUGGACUCCUAUGGCCUUGCCCGUCCUCAAACUGUGCGUGCCCAAAAUGCGGCGCGGCGCCGUGGUCAUCGCUGACAACACCAUCGGAUCCGCCGACAAGUACAAGGACAUGCUGGAGUACAUGCGCGACCCUGGCAGUGGGUUCAGGAAUUUGACCCUGCCGUACACGAAUGGGCUGGAGAUGAGUGUCUACAUGCCGUAG
Messenger RNA from Fonsecaea multimorphosa CBS 102226, 687 nucleotides. RefSeq lists its product as uncharacterized. The transcript is spliced from 2 exons. NCBI's taxonomy places the organism in Eukaryota, Fungi, Ascomycota, Eurotiomycetes, Chaetothyriales, Herpotrichiellaceae. Gene Ontology annotation, molecular function: O-methyltransferase activity. The coding region runs from base 1 to 687 and encodes 228 amino acids. The record is from RefSeq and is a predicted model, not a curated record.